Molecule: messenger RNA, 1481 nt
Organism: Galdieria sulphuraria
Lineage: Eukaryota; Rhodophyta; Bangiophyceae; Galdieriales; Galdieriaceae
Exons: 2
Coding region: 45-1424 (459 amino acids)
Biological process (GO): kinetochore assembly; protein localization to kinetochore; attachment of mitotic spindle microtubules to kinetochore
Cellular component (GO): kinetochore
Source: RefSeq, a predicted model, not a curated record
CAAGUGAUUGAUUCCUCUUGUGGUUUUAUUAUUAUCAUCGAGACAUGGCACAACUCAACGAAUGGCAACAACAAGUCAAUAAACUUGCAUCAUAUACGAGUUUCUUAGAACAACAUCAGAAAAAAGUGGAUGAAGAAUAUCAAGAUAACAAUAUUCACACCCAAUGGAAGAUAACACAAGAUAUGAUGCACAAACUCAAGUUUAGUUUUUUAGAGUUGGAAACCAAACGGCGUUUCCUAGAAAACAUUCAAGUUUCAACCGAUCAGGAUAUCAUUCCAACCGACCAAAAAAUAGCUGACUUGGAGAUUACAACGGCACAAUCCAAGAACCAAGUGAAACGCAGCAAACAGUAUACGCAAUCUCUAUUUCAACAAAUAGAGAACUUAGCAAAUGAUUGGGUACAAAAGAGAAAGCUCCAUCAACAAUAUUUGCAAAGCUGCCAAUAUAAACUGGAACAGUUGCAAAAGUGGCAAGAACAAACCUCUACUACAAAAGAUUACUUUAAAGAAGAAGAUGGAUAUUUUCGGCAAAUAAAAUAUUUGGACGAGACAAAUGCCAAAGCUUUACUUCAUCAACGAGAACUGCAACUUUCUCAACUGGCUUCAAGCAAACAACAAUUGGAAGAUAGACGAAAUGAACUGAUAUGGGAAUUAGAACCCUUAGAAUCUGCAGUUCAACAAAUGAGAAGUCAUGUAAGUGUUUUAGAACAAGAUGCAAAUGAGAAUAUUCACGAAGAUGAUACUCGUUCCAAAAUGAAACAUAUCAUGACUUGGUAUGACAAUCUCAUUCAAUUUAUACAGGCAAUGAGUGGAGUUACUGUACAAGCCAGAGAUGAUAAUACUGUGGACAUAAUCAUUUCGUCGGAAGAAGAUUCGAUUCUGCUUUCGGAAGAACAUCGACUUACUAUCGAAUGGAAUGCUUCCUCCAUUGUUCAAGUACAACUCGUUCCAGAACAUAUUUCCAUACAAGAUUGGAAACAAAAAUGGCCAAAAACAAACCACAUUCCUUAUAUAGUUCGAGAAAUCAUUCAUCGUCUCUAUGCAUUUCAUCAUGAAUUGGAAGAAAUGAAGAAAGCCUACGAGAAAGAAGAAGAAGAAGAAAGAAACCUAAAACAUUCAAAAGUCACACCACUUUCUCAGAUAUGGACCAUUCCAACUUCCAAUACAAUUCGGUUAUCCAUCAAUGAAACUAUUUUCCUUGACUUGCAAUUCCAAAUUGGUUAUCCCGAUGGCAAUACUCGUUUCGACAUUAUUCGAUUCUUUGCCGCAACCGAAGAACAAAGACGCUGGUGGAAAAGUACUCAAGUGUGGAAUAAGUUGAUAGCUUUGAAUACCGAUAGUCUCAUUGAGUGGCAAAGAGAAAUGAGACAAAUCAUUCAAAGUACUAUUCAGUCUUCCACAACAUUUUCUCCUCUUCCUUCAUAAAACUCGACUGAACAUUACAAACUUUAUCUCCAUUCCAAUGAAGAUGAUUGUCAACAU